AUGUCAACAUUAAAGAAUAAAAAGCUAAUACAAAUAGAAGGGGAGAUUGAAAAAGCAAGACAAGAUAAAAAUUGGAAUGCUUUAACCGAUUUAAUUAGAAAAUAUAAUAAAUUAAAUACAGAUAAUACAGUACCACUUGAAUUAUUAAUAAAUAGUGAGAAAUAUUUAACAGAAUUUGAUUAUAACAAUGCAUUGGCAACAUUGAAUAAAGCAUAUAAUAUAGCACCAAAUAAUUCAGAAGUACUUUCAUAUUUAGGUAUUGUUGAAUAUGAAAGAAAUGAUAUAGUUAAAGCAUUAUCAUAUCUUAAUCGUUUAAAUAAUCCAUAUGGUAAUAAUGAAAAUGGUAAUGGUAAUGGUAAUGGUAGUGGUAAUGAUAUGAUUUUAAAUAAUCGUAAAGUUGGUUUAUUAAUUCAAGCAUUUACAAUCAAAGGUAAAUGUUAUGAAAAUCAAGGUAAUCAACAAGAUGCAAUCACAAGUUAUCAAAAUGUUUAUCAAAUCACUUUUAAAUAUUUUAAAAAUUUUAAAACAAUUGAUAAACAAACUAAAUUAUAUAUUGAAGAUUCUUUAAUUAGAUUUGCUGUAAUUCAAAAACAAUUUGGUAUUCAAAUUAGUAUUAAACAUUUAAGAAGUUGUUUAUCAUCACAAAUUGGAUUAAGUAAAGAUACAUUUAGAGUAUCAUUAACAAUAUUAGCACAUUUAUUAUUAAGAAAUGUAUGUUCAGCAUCAUAUAUACCAACUACUUUAGAUUCUUCAAGUGAUAAUACAAAUACAACAACUUCAAAUAGUAAACAUCAACAACAACAAUUAUUUUAUGUACCAAGUGAUGAAACUGAGGAAUCAAUAUUAGCAUUACUUUAUGCUGAAACUGUUUUAUCAGCACAACAACAACAAAUACAACAACAACAGCAACAACAACAUCAUUUACAAUAUUUAAUACCACCAUCAUCAAAUACAAAUGCUACUACUACUAAUAAUACACCAAUUGCAGCUGCAAGUACUUCAUCAUUAGCAUCAUCACCUCAAGCAUUUACUAAUGGUACAAAUGGUAAUGGAAAUUCUUCUUCACCAUCAGUUAAUACAACAACAACAGCAACAUCAAAUAUAAAUUUAGAAUCAACAACACAUUUAAAUCAUCAUUUAAAUGGACAUAAUCAUAAUUUAUUUGAAGAACAAGAUCCAACAUUAAUUUAUGAAGAUAUUUGUUUAGCAUAUUGUAGAAAGGAACAAUAUUAUCCAGUGGUUGAAAAUUAUGAGAAAUCUUUAGCACUCAAUUUCUCUGAUCAACAUAAAUGGAUUCAAUUGGCAUUGGCACUUUAUUCUUCUGGUAAAUAUAAAAGAUCUUUAUUUAUCGUUGAAGAAUGUCUAUCAAAAACUCCAAAAAAUAUAACCCUAUUAUUAUUAGCUUCAAAAAUUUGUAUAAAUCAUUUAAAUCAAAUAACAAAAGCAGUAUUAUUUGCAAAACAAGCAGUAUCAUUUAUUGAUUCAGAUGAUACAGCAUCAUUAUGUAAAGCAUAUUUAUUAAUGGGUAUUGCAUAUGGAAAGAAAGCAAUUGAAUGUAAAUCAUCACAUGAAAAGAAUCAAAAUUUAGAAUUGGCUUUAAUAUCUUUAAAGAAAUCUUAUGAUAUUGAUCCAUAUGAUUAUAGAAAUAGUUAUCAUUUAGCUUUAAUUUAUGCUGAUUCUAGAGAUACACCAAUGGCAUUAAAAUACAUUCACGAAUCAUUAGAAUUAAAUCCAUAUGAACCAUCAUUAUGGAGUUGUUUAGCAUUAUUGUUAUCAUCAAAUAAGAAUUAUGAAUUAGCAUAUAGAACUUGUAAUCAUGCAUUAUCACAAUCACCAACUAAUGUUGAAUUAUUAUUAAUUAAAGCAAAACUUGAACUUGCAUUAGAUGAUGGUACUCAAGCUUUAAUAACUUAUAAAACAAUUUUCUCACAUUUAGUUUCAAAAACUUUAACUUCAAAUGAAGAUAUUGAUGAUUCAGUUAGUUUAUCAAGAAAUAGACAAUCUGGACCAAGUAGUGUUGUAUCAUUUGAUUUAAGAUCAGGUACAACAGCUGGUGAUAGUAGAUCACAUAGAUCUUAUUCAAUUAAUAAUGCAGAGAUGGAUUCAGCAAUGAGAGACUUUGAAGAUAGUCCUACAAGUCCAAAAGAUUUAUUAAGAACUACAACAAAUAGUAGUAGUAGUGGAGUAAAUGGCGGUAAUAGUGGUGGUGGUGGCAGUAGUGGUGGUCAUUGUUUAUCAAGUAAAGAAGUUCAUAGAAAUAUUGCAUUAUGGUUAUCAUUAGCAGAAGCAUUCACUCAACAACGUAUGUUUAAAGAUGCGGCUCAAUGUUUAGCACAAGCUGAAUCAAUCGAUAAUGAUUCAGCCGAUGUUUAUUAUCAUCAAGGUUAUCUAUUGGAAACUCAAGAUUUAAUGGGAAAAGCAAUUGCAAACUAUCAUAAAGCUUUAACUAUUGAUUCAACUCAUACAAAUAGUUCAAUUCGUUUAGCUCUUUAUUACUUUAGAGAGAAUGAUUUAUUAUUAGCUGAAAAUAAUCUCACUACAAUCUUACGUUCUAGUGAUCCAACUUCACAUCAAGCUUGGUUUCAAUUAGGUUUAGUUUUAAAAGCUAAAGGUGAAAUCGAACGUUCCUCUGAUUGUUUUAAAAAGGCAAUCGAAUUGGAUAGUACUUCUCCUUUAAUUCCAUACAGUCAAAUCUCAAGAUUUGUAUUCUAA
This is a messenger RNA of Dictyostelium discoideum AX4, 2712 nucleotides long. RefSeq lists its product as hypothetical. Lineage: Eukaryota; Evosea; Eumycetozoa; Dictyosteliales; Dictyosteliaceae. Bases 1 to 2712 code for a protein of 903 amino acids. The record is from RefSeq and is a predicted model, not a curated record. The transcript is spliced from 6 exons.